This is a messenger RNA of Limulus polyphemus (Atlantic horseshoe crab), 1079 nucleotides long. RefSeq names its product ephrin type-A receptor 7-like. Bases 236 to 1057 code for a protein of 273 amino acids. The record is from RefSeq and is a predicted model, not a curated record. Lineage: Eukaryota; Metazoa; Arthropoda; Merostomata; Xiphosura; Limulidae. The transcript is spliced from 5 exons. Gene Ontology annotation, molecular function: protein binding.
GCAGUGAGUGACUGUGAGUCGACACGUGAGCUCCAGAGAGACGACACGAACUAUCUGGUGACAUGUUACAUUUCAUUAAGUAUGGGGACAACUAUCUUUCAGUUUGUUUAAACUGAUAACUAUCAAGAGAAAGACAGUCCCGUGUUAACAGAGUUUACCAGAAAAACUGACAGGAUGUUUAGUUUUGGUGGUCAGUUCCUGAUCUUAGCGCUUGACUACUCUGGACCAUAAGGUUAUGGAAGCGACAACAAGGAAAAUAUUUCUUGUUCAUGGAAUAUUUUUACUAAUUAGUUUACACUGUGGUCAAGUAACGUCACUUCCUGUGCCGUACAACAUUAGCCUUGUCCUUACCAAGUGGUUCCCGCCUGCUGUUCAAGUGUUCUGGAAAGUUAGUUCUUUGAACGAGAGUGGUCUCCUCCAUUUUGACGUCACCUAUCGGCCACAAAAUGCAAGGUAUCGGAUAGUUCAAGAAGUUUCUCCUAAAGACUGUUCCGUCGUUUUAAACCAUCUCCUACCGGGUACUUUAUAUAAUCUCCAUCUAACACCCAUUUCUGAAGCUGGCCCUGGAAAUCACAGUGAUGUAGUACAGUUCAUCUCCCCAAACAUUCGGGACACUUCGAAAGAAAAGAGAAGGACUCAAAGAAGAGAAGGGACACCAGAGGUUCGUGAAGAGGAGAUUGUUAUUGUUGUCCUGGUUCUGGUCGUAUGGGUAGCAGUUAUUCUAGUUUUCUUCAACAAAUGGGGAAAAAUUCGAAUGUUGGAGCCAUACCAACCGGAUUACCGAAGCCCUUUGUACAAGUCAACUCGAGUUAGUUUAGCGGACCCUAUUCUCGAGAGAGACUUGACAAGGGGAAGUCGCAUAGCUCUUGGCGGACAGUCUCGACAGAAUUCAAUCCUUAUGGGUUCGACCUCUGGUUGUCUUCGGCAAAAUUCAGUUUUUGUUGAUCAAACAAUGAUGUUUAUGGAACCUGGAGUACCGCGAAAAGUGAAGAGUGCCGAAGAUAUAAAAUCUUUAGUGGUUCAGAUUGGUUAUCAGCGUAAGAACAUCGACCUCUAGUAAUUAAACAAUUAACAUACAA